Boeremia exigua is the source of this 3081-nucleotide messenger RNA. Its product is annotated as ribonucleoside-diphosphate reductase-like protein subunit large. Gene Ontology annotation, molecular function: ATP binding; ribonucleoside-diphosphate reductase activity, thioredoxin disulfide as acceptor. The record is from RefSeq and is a predicted model, not a curated record. NCBI's taxonomy places the organism in Eukaryota, Fungi, Ascomycota, Dothideomycetes, Pleosporales, Didymellaceae. Bases 159 to 2891 code for a protein of 910 amino acids. The transcript has 3 exons. Gene Ontology annotation, biological process: DNA replication; deoxyribonucleotide biosynthetic process. Gene Ontology annotation, cellular component: ribonucleoside-diphosphate reductase complex.
CUGGUUACAAAUCGCAGGCGCGACGCGUGAACGUGCUCUGCACGCGUUGCCGUGCCAAACACUUAAAACCUCCUCAAGCCCCACCACACUGCUCCCUCCCUCACACCACUUCUCCCCCUUCUAGACCCUUAUACCCCAUACCUUUUCGCGUCUUCACCAUGUUUGUCUUCAAGCGAGAUGGACGCAAAGAACGCGUGCAAUUCGACAAGAUCACAGCCCGCGUGUCGAGGUUGUGUUACGGGCUCGACCCUGACCAUGUCGACCCCGCCGCCAUCACAAUGAAGGUCAUCUCUGGCGUGUACCAGGGUGUUACCACAAUCCAGCUCGAUGACUUGGCCGCCGAGACAGCCGCAUACAUGACCACUACACAUCCCGACUACGCCAUCCUGGCUGCGCGUAUUGCGGUCUCCAACCUUCACAAGCAGACGAAGAAGCAGUUCUCUGCCGUCAUUCACGACCUCCACACAUACAUCAACCCGAAGAACAACAAGCACCAGCCUAUGAUCUCAGACCGAGUCUACAAGAUCAUUCAGGACCACGCCGAUGAGCUUAACAGUGCCAUUGUCUACGACCGUGACUUCAACUAUCAGUUCUUCGGCUUCAAGACAUUGGAACGCUCAUACCUUCUCCGCAUCAAUGGCAAGGUCGCCGAGCGCCCACAACACAUGCUUAUGCGUGUCGCUGUUGGCAUCCACAUGGAGAAUAUCGAGAAGGCCAUCGAGACAUACGAGUACAUGUCGCAAAAGUACUUCACACACGCGUCGCCGACGCUCUUCAACGCUGGCACACCCUCCCCUCAGAUGUCUUCGUGCUUCCUCAUCGACAUGAAGGAGGACAGCAUUGAUGGUAUCUACGACACAUUGAAGACCUGCGCAUUGAUCUCCAAGACUGCUGGCGGUAUUGGCCUCAACGUCCACCGCAUUCGUGCCACUGGCUCCUAUAUCGGAGGAACCAACGGAACAUCGAACGGUCUCAUCCCCAUGCUCCGUGUCUACAACAACACUGCCCGCUACGUCGAUCAGGGUGGCAACAAGCGUCCUGGUGCUUUUGCCAUUUACCUCGAGCCAUGGCAUGCUGAUGUCUUCGGCUUCCUCGAUCUCAGGAAGAACCACGGCAAGGAGGAGGUUCGUGCUCGCGAUCUCUUUUACGCUCUGUGGAUUCCCGAUCUCUUCAUGCAGCGUGUCCAGGAGAACGGCGAGUGGACACUGAUGUGCCCCAACGAGUGCCCUGGCCUCGCCGACGUCUACGGUGACGAGUUCGUUGCUCUCUAUGAGCAGUACGAGAAGGAGGGACGUGGUCGCGAGACUGUCCGUGCUCAGAAACUCUGGUACGCCAUCCUCGAGGCUCAGACUGAGACUGGUAACCCCUUCAUGCUCUACAAGGAUGCUGCCAACAGGAAGAGCAACCAGAAGAACCUUGGUACCAUCCGCAGCUCCAACCUGUGCACUGAGAUCAUCGAGUACACUGCACCCGAUGAGGUCGCUGUCUGCAACUUGGCCUCUGUGGCCCUUCCCUCCUUCGUUGACUACAAGCGUGGUGAGUUCGACUUCAAGAAGCUUCACGAGGUCGUCCAGGUCUGCACACGCAACCUCAACAAGAUCAUUGAGGUCAACCACUACCCCGUCGAGGAGGCACGCCGUAGCAACUUCCGUCACAGGCCUAUCGGCCUUGGUGUUCAAGGUCUUGCGGACGCUUUCCUUGCUCUUCGCCUGCCUUUCGAAUCUCCCGAGGCUAAGAAGCUCAACAUCCAGAUCUUCGAGACUAUCUACCACGCUGCCUUGACAUCAUCUUGCGACACUGCUAAAGAGCUUGGCCCUUACGCCACAUACGAGGGCUCGCCUGUUUCUCAGGGCCAGCUUCAGUAUGACAUGUGGGAUGUUACACCCACCGACCUCUGGGACUGGGCUGCGCUGAAGGAGAAGAUUGCACAGUACGGUGUCCGCAAUUCUCUGCUCGUCGCACCUAUGCCUACUGCCUCUACCUCCCAGAUUCUCGGCAACAACGAGUGCUUCGAGCCCUACACAUCGAACAUCUACUCUCGUCGUGUGCUUGCUGGAGAAUUCCAGGUCGUCAAUCCCUGGUUGCUCAAGGAUCUCGUCGACAUGGGUCUCUGGACUGAGAACAUGAAGAACCGCAUCAUUGCUGAGGGUGGUUCUAUUCAGCGCAUCCCCAACAUCCCUGACGAGAUCAAGGUCUUGUACAAGACUGUUUGGGAAAUCUCACAGCGUACAAUCAUCCAGAUGGCUGCCGACCGUGGUGCCUUCAUUGACCAGUCUCAAUCACUGAACAUCCACAUGAAAGAACCCACCAUGGGCAAGAUCACCUCCAUGCACUUUGCUGGAUGGAAGCUUGGUCUGAAGACCGGCAUGUACUAUCUCCGAACCAUGGCGGCUUCUGCCCCCAUCCAGUUCACUGUCGACCAGGAGGCUCUCAAGGUUGCCGACACCAACAUCGCCCGCGCCCUCCCAUCUAAGAGGCGUCAGCCUGGCUUCCAGCAAGCCGGCGUUGGCUCGCCUUCGCUUACCCCAGCUCCAGCCCCAGCCCCAAGGCCCAUGUACGCCACCAAGACUCCCAACGGUAUCUCGGACGCCAUAAACGGUGUACCGACACCCUCAGCCACUCCACCGCCCGUUGCUGAGAGCAAGCUCCCGCCUGCAGAGAACGUUCUGGCCAGCAAGCCCUUCAAAGCCGAUGUUGAAGAGGGCGACAGCCCCAAGCUCGUUGCCGUUGACUCUACGAGCAAGCCUGUCGAGGAAGAUUCGACGUCCAAGGACAAGCAGGCCGAGGAUGCUGACGAUGAUUCCAAAGAGCGCGAUGGUGACAUUUACGCCGAGGCUGCUCUUGCCUGCUCGAUAGACAACCCCGAGUCCUGUCUGAUGUGCUCUGGUUAGACGAAGGUUUGCUUUUAAGGGGGUUUACAUGGUGUUAGAUCUGGGUGGAUGGGCGGGCGACUGCCCUUGUUUCUCUGGCGUUGAUGGUACGGGUAAUGGGUCAGGCAAGAGGAGGAAUGAUUCACGAGUUUUGAAUAGCGAUAUAGUUGUUUUCUGCAGCUUUAGUCAAUGCAUGAUGCGUUUUUCGACA